Messenger RNA from Effrenium voratum, 1460 nucleotides. Lineage: Eukaryota; Dinophyceae; Suessiales; Symbiodiniaceae. The record is from the annotation of a GenBank genome assembly.
UCUAUCGUACACAUUGCGCGCAAAUGAGCGCAUAGGCGCAGGCAGCAGGCUCUGACCAUGCCCGAUGACCGCGUUCAGCGAGAGGUCAUCGUGCAGUCGCUGAAGAACCUGGAUGAUGCCACCUUGGUGCGGGUUCUGGGGCAGCUCAUGAACGCGCACCCCCAGGUGGCGCCCCUGGUGGUGAACGCAGCCUGCCCAGACCUCACCUUUGUCCCCACAAGCGCGAUCAUGCGCAAAAGGUCGAUGGGCAUCCUUUGCCAGGUAGGCAAUGAGGGCGGCCUCAUCGAGUGCCCAGAAUUGGAGGCUGCCUUCAACAGCCCGGUGCUGGUGGGCAAGAAUCAGCUCGGGCGCUACACGGUUGGCCAGGAGGUCUCCUUUGCAGUGACCAUGAACGAAGAGAACAAGCCGCAGGCCUUUGAUCUUCAGCCGCUAGGCCUAGGUGUAACAGGUGUCCCGAGCAUGCCGAGCAUGCCGGGCAUGCCGGGCUUGCCUGGCAUGCUGCCUUUGCCCCUGCUACCACUGCCGAUGCUGCCGGGCAUUGCGGGCGGGACCCUCCCGGCGACUCUGCCAGCUGGCCUGUCUCUGCCGACGAUGCCUGGCCUAUCGCUGCCGCCGCUCCCAGGGACGCUGCCGGCGACGCUACCGGCCACGUUACCGGCGAUGACGGCGCCAGCGACGCUGCCGGCGAUGGCGGCUCCGGCAAUGGCGCCCGCCAUGGCGCCGGCACCGGAACCGCAGCCGCCCGCCCCCGCAGCACCUCCGCCGCAGGCCAUGAACGGCGAUCGAAUCCUCGGCACCUUCCUGGGAAUUGUGAGGACAGUAGAUGAAGACAAAGGCUUUGGCUUCAUUACCAGCGACCAAUUGAGAGCAACUGGUGUCAAUGAAGACUGCUACGUGCACAAGCAUUAUUUGGGCAGGGAGUUUUCCUCAGGGUCAGAGGUCUCCUUCACAGCCUUCCUGGACGGAAGGAAUGGCAGGCCCCGUGCCCGAGACUUGGUGUCUGCGAAGGGCCAGGUUGGUCCGCAGACCAGUAUGGGAGGCCCAGGUGCAGCCGACAAAGGCGAAGAUGCCCUGGGAACCUUCACUGGAACAAUCAAAAGCUACAAUGCUUCCAAGGGCUUCGGCUUUAUCGUCUGUCCUGACUUGCAGAAGGAGGGCUGGGAGGGCGAUGUGUAUCUCCACCAGAAGCACGUCAAGGACGUGCCCUUCAGAGCAGGUGACACGGUGACCUUCGAGGCCUUCGUCUUCCAGGGCCGUCUGCAAGGCCGCAACCUCUCCCCGAGGAGCGAUCCAGCGGGCGAGUGGGAAUGGGACGGCAAAGGCAUGGACAUGGCCAAGGGCAAAGGCGACAAAGGAUAUGGCAAGGGCAAAGGGCCUAUGGGCAUUAACCCAAUGGCCAUGAACAUGAUGAUGGCGAUGAUGGGCGGCAUGGGCAAGGGCUGAUGAGCCAUGGUGAUGGG